UAUUACUUUUCUCAAAAGUGUUAUUUUCAUAAAGUUCAUUCCCACUGACACGAAACGAUGUCCAAAAUGAAAAUCAUUCCGAAUAACUUAACCAAAUGGGAUCAGUCAGAAGAUCCUCUAGCACCGUUGACUGCUUGUCAAAAGGAUUGUUUAUUACGUUUAGAGGAUGAAUUGUUUUCCGAGAGUACGCUCGAAACUAAAGAGACAGGGGACACUGUUACCACAAGCAAAGAAGAUACGAAAUCAAUACAAAUAGAACGGUAUCAAGAUCUUUUAGAACAUUAUGCCUCAUUAGAAAAAAAAUGCAUGGACAAAAAAGAUACAAAAUACAUAUUGUAUCUUAAUGAGCUCGAAGCACGACGACACGAAUGUCAUGCUCUCUGCCUUCAGAUUGAAGAGGUUAUGGAAGACUUGACAACGUUAUUCCAACAAUAUUCAGAAGUUUCUGAUAAAACUACUUCCCUUUAUAAUGCUAGUGAACAGCUUGACUCUGAUCAGAGGAAGUUAAAUGCUACUAUAGAAAACAUCACGGAGUAUGUAAAAUAUUUCAAAGAUAUUGAUCUGAUGAUGGAGAAAUUAGAAGCACCUACAUUAUCAGUGAAUAGUGAGAUGUUCUUUAAUAUAUUGGAUAAAAUUGAUACCAAUAUAGAUUUUGUGCAAAGCAAUCCUUCAUUUAAAGAGAGCAAUACAUACUUGAUUAAAUAUAAACAUUGUCAGUCCAAGGCAAUAUCUAUGAUACAAAAUUAUGUAUUUAAUUUAUUUAGUAAAACCACAGAAAGUAUUUUAAAUUUGAGAGACAGCGAUGACUCUCAGGAUAAUGCAGAUGCUGCAUUGGCUCUUUUCUAUGGUAGGUUCCAAACUAUUUUAUCGAAAGUUAGACCAGUUAUAGAACAAGUAGAAGUGAAGUCGUAUAAACGGCAAGAGUAUGACAGUUUAUUGUCAGAAUGUCAUCAAUAUUAUUGGAGUCAGAGAGGAUUAGUAUUGGGUACAAGUGUACAGAAGUCUUUAAUGUCUAUAAAAGAAAAAUACAAUGGUGAUCAUUGUAGUCUUGUACGGAAUUCAUGUGCACUAUUGCUGCAUGCAUCAAUGGAUGAAUACAAAUUAUUUUAUGAAUUUUUUACUAAACCAUCCAGCGGAUUAACAACAUACUUGGAAAGUUUAUGUACAUCUUUAUAUGAUAUGCUAAGACCGUUUAUUAUUCAUAUUAAUCAUUUAGAAACACUGGCUGAAAUUUGUUGUAUUUUGAGAAUUGAAAUGUUAGAUGAACAUGUGCAUAAUAAUUUUGAACCCUUAGAAGGAUUUGGAAACAUUUGCUUACAGCUGUUGCACGAUGUACAAGAAAGGCUUGUCUUUCGUGCACAUCUUUAUUUGCAAUCUGAUGUUUUGAAUUAUAAUCCAUCACCAGGUGAUUUAGCAUAUCCAGAUAAAUUAAAAAUGAUGGAAGAUAUAGCAGAAUCAAUAAGAGAAGAGACUCGACAAACAAAUAUGAAAAAAAUAUCAGUAUCAUCUAAUGAUGAUAAUUUUAUUGAACCUAUUUCUAGAAAUCAUAUUGUAAUGGAUUCUAUUUAUCAAAAAACACAUAUGGGAAAUUCACCAGCUGAUCUUCAUGGAAUGUGGUAUCCUACAGUCCGCAGAACAUUAGUCUGUUUAUCAAGAUUAUAUAGAUGUGUAGAUAGAUCUGUCUUUCAAUCCCUCAGUCAAGAAGCAAUAUCUCUAUGCGUUCAAAGUAUAGAGAAUGCAAGGCAGGAGAUUGAGAAAAGGACAUCAACUUUAGAUGCAGAACUUUUCCAAAUAAAGCAUUUGUUAAUAUUACGAGAACAAAUAGCACCAUUUCAAGUGGACUUUACUAUAAAGGAAUAUAGUCUAGACUUUUCUAAAGUUAAGACAGCUGCAUUUGGUUUACUGGAAAAAAGUUCCAGACUUUUCACUCUGUCAAAUAAUGCAUUGUUGGAGUUUCUCUUAGAAGGAGCACCACAAAUGAAAGAACAGCUAAUAGACUCCAGGAAAUAUGUGAAUAAUAAAAUGAAAUAUACUUGUCAGCGACUUAUACAGCAUGCAACUUUUAUAUUGAUACACCCAAUUCUAAAAUUAUUAGAUAAAGAAAAAUCGUAUGUUAAUACUACUAACGUAGACAAAUCUCAUGAACAUUUUCUUGGAAGUCCGCAAGAUGUUGCUGCAGUAAUUAGCGAAGUUUUGAGGAUAAUUAAAUUCAGAUGUCCUGAAAUUCAACAACUGAUGCAGUUAUAUUUGUCUAAUAAGGAGACAGAGUUUAUUCUAUUUAGACCAGUGAAAAAUAACGUGUGUGCUGCGUUUACACAAUUAUAUCAAAUACUGAGUAAAUAUUAUAAUGCAGAGGAGCUUCUUUUAAUUGCUUGUCCAUUGCCAGAACAAAUUUCCGUUAUAUUGAGUUCAUCCAGUCUUGUACACGGAAAAAGCACACAAAAUGUUGUACAAAAAACAUAACUAAUGUAAAUCAUCAAAUUGUUACAAUAAUUCAAUAUGUU
This is a messenger RNA of Dufourea novaeangliae, 2504 nucleotides long. It is a transcript of the gene Cog3, whose product is annotated as conserved oligomeric Golgi complex subunit 3. Bases 58 to 2463 code for a protein of 801 amino acids. The transcript has a single exon. Gene Ontology annotation, cellular component: COG complex; membrane; cis-Golgi network. The record is from RefSeq and is a predicted model, not a curated record. Gene Ontology annotation, biological process: Golgi organization; intra-Golgi vesicle-mediated transport; intracellular protein transport. Lineage: Eukaryota; Metazoa; Arthropoda; Insecta; Hymenoptera; Halictidae.